CGCUGUCCCGGCCGUAAGGCUGAGUUUGAUCACGCGCAUAACAUGUUUCGAAUAGCGGCGGGACCAGCAUCGAGCUUCCUGUCGGCGCUGUGCCACAACGCUGCACUCAUCACAGCAGGAGCUCACUACUGCACAUCAUUACACAUCACUACAAUACACAUCACCUUACUCCUUCUGCAGCAGGAAAAGUCCAUCGCCGAUCACUCGUCUGCAUUGCCACUAGCGGUCUCAAGAAUGUCAAUUCUUCAGACUGCGCUGGACUAUGCGGACUACGGUCAACUAUGCAGAGUCUACGUCGAGUCAUGAGCUUUUGUACUACAGCUUCCACGUGUGGAGAUGGGAUAGGGGACGUGGGCGGGCCGUGCCUAAGGUAAAAGGCAUGCUGAGGCGAGACGUGGACACGAGUCGGUCUUU
Molecule: messenger RNA, 414 nt
Organism: Trematosphaeria pertusa
Lineage: Eukaryota; Fungi; Ascomycota; Dothideomycetes; Pleosporales; Trematosphaeriaceae
Exons: 1
Coding region: 43-306 (87 amino acids)
Source: RefSeq, a predicted model, not a curated record